AUGCCCAAUGUCGGUGGCCCCAGGGAAAAGAAACGCCGAUUAGUGGCGACCGUGGUUCAAGCAAAGCAGCUCUACGCUGCCCCUGCAUGGACUGAGUCCCUAAAGAACCGCGGCAUCUCUGACGAGCUACUCUCCGCACAGGGUGGUUGUGCGGGGAGAGUAGUUUCAGCCUACAGAACAGUUUCAACGAGCGCUGCUCUAGUUCUUGCUAGUCUCCCGCCAGUAGGCUUACUGGCGAGGGAAAGACAGGAAGUCUUUCAGCGUAACAAAGAUCUAGUUACCUCGCAAGGGCAGAGUAGAAAUCUCGCCAAAGCGGCCAUCCGCAAAGAGGCGAGAUGUAGACUCCUUGAACAAUGGCAAGAGAGAUGGGAUGGGGAUCUUAAAGGACGGUGGACAUAUCGCCUGAUCCCCAACCUCGCCACUUUGCGGCACUUGGUUUAG
Messenger RNA from Leptopilina heterotoma, 441 nucleotides. RefSeq lists its product as uncharacterized. Bases 1 to 441 code for a protein of 146 amino acids. NCBI's taxonomy places the organism in Eukaryota, Metazoa, Arthropoda, Insecta, Hymenoptera, Figitidae. The record is from RefSeq and is a predicted model, not a curated record. The transcript has a single exon.